AUGAGAAUGCGCCAACGAACACCUCACCGGAAGUCGAGAUUUGGCUGCAAAGAAUGCAAACAGCGUCAUGUCAAAUGCGACGAGAGUCGUCCGUCAUGUGUCAACUGCUCGACUGCACUCCGGCGGUGCUCAUACCUCGAUGCUGAGACAACACUCCCGUCGCCAUCAGCGUUCAUGUACCAAUGCCCAAGCCCAGCGACAUCUACAGAGUCGUCGGCCGCAACAGCCGGUUCCGUUCCCUUUGUUGAGCCUCCCGGUUACCGGCCGCAGUACCCGCCAACCGAACCUUAUGACUUACGUCAUAUGGAGUUGCUCUUCCACUUUGAGCACGAACUAGGGUCAGCAUUUGGAUGGGGUGACUCGACUAGUAAAAGGUACCAGCAGAUGUCUAUCAAGCAAGCACUUCGGACACCUUACCUGAUGGACGAGUUACUUGCACUAUCCGCUGCUCACAAGAGCACACUUUCAGGACAAGACCAGAUGUUUUAUCGUGCCGAAGCAACACGGCUUCAAACAAGAGCGCUGUCACAAUUUAACAUUGCCAAAGCCGAGGUUUCAAACGACAACUUUUUAGCGAUCUUCCUCUACUCAACCUGGCUAGGUCAACAUGUUCUUUUCGAUACAUUUACACACCCGGGCGACUUCGCAACAAUCCUGGAUAAGCUAGUUCAUUGCAUGAACCUGCAUCGCGGCAUUCGCACCAUAGUUGCCGGCUCAUGGGCUACGUUACGAGGCCAUCUCAUGACGCACUUGGGCUCAGACUCUCACUUCAUAGACACCAUCAUAGUUGAACCAGAUCGAUAUGAGAAGGGGAACGAGUGCGCGGGUUUGAUCGAGCUUUUCGACAACAGCGACCUUGGUGAACCAACACGGAAUGCUUGCCGGGAAGCCAUUGAAGCUUUGCAGCUAAUGUUUGACAUUCAAAGAAAUCCAGAGCUGACGCCAGGGAGGCGUAUGGCGACUGUCCAGGAAUGGUCGAUAAGGAUUCCAACGGAAUAUGUUAACUUGUUAGACCAACGGCGACCGGAGGCACUCGUUGUCCUGGCCUAUUGGGGGGUUUUGUUGCAUCAAUCCAGAGGAUACUGGGCAUAUGCUAAUGCUGGCCGAGCACUUGUGCAGUCUGUUUCAGCUCAACUCGGUUCAUAUUGGGGGGAAUGGUUAGCAUGGCCACAAAGAAUGGUUGAGGAAUCUGAUCCUUCAAUUCUUUGCCAUACCCCAAUAGCAUAG
Messenger RNA from Colletotrichum truncatum, 1227 nucleotides. Its product is annotated as C6 finger domain-containing protein. Gene Ontology annotation, molecular function: DNA-binding transcription activator activity, RNA polymerase II-specific; zinc ion binding. The record is from RefSeq and is a predicted model, not a curated record. NCBI's taxonomy places the organism in Eukaryota, Fungi, Ascomycota, Sordariomycetes, Glomerellales, Glomerellaceae. Gene Ontology annotation, biological process: regulation of transcription by RNA polymerase II.